Trichomonas vaginalis G3 is the source of this 527-nucleotide messenger RNA. RefSeq names its product protein of unknown function, DUF4106 family. The record is from RefSeq and is a predicted model, not a curated record. The transcript has a single exon. The annotation marks the transcript as partial. NCBI's taxonomy places the organism in Eukaryota, Parabasalia, Trichomonadida, Trichomonadidae.
AUGGCUGCACAACAACAAGAACUAGAUGAGAAGAACCCAUUCUAUGAGUUAGUUGUCAUUUGUAGUACUUCUGGUCAAUUUGACCAAACCGUCAAUUCGUUCAAAGAUAUUAUAAAGAAGUCUAAGUUAGUAUGUAUAAAGGAUACUGAGUUGUUAGAUUGGAUAAAGAAGUACCAAAGAAGGGUUUUGAAGUACAAUGCUAUAAAUGAGUAUAUAAAUUCUAAGUUUAAAGACCCAAAUGAGGAAAUGCAGAGAAUAUUAGAGAAGAAACACUUCAGAAACAAACAGAAAGAGAUAGAAUACAUUUCGAAGAAAUUGCAAUCUUACGAUUGGAAGACUUACCCUCAUAGAUGUCUUCUUAUCUUAGAUGAUUUCGCCUCUCAUCCUUUGUUAAAGAAUAGAGAACAAGAUAUGUGUCGAAUUCUUAAGAAGCUCAGACACUUUAACAUCUCAGUUGUCAUUUGUGUACAGACAGCCAAGAGUUUAAGUAAGGAUGUAAAGAGAAUACUUACUGACAUUGUACUUUU